This is a messenger RNA of Bombina bombina (fire-bellied toad), 1968 nucleotides long. It is a transcript of the gene LYL1, whose product is annotated as LYL1 basic helix-loop-helix family member. Gene Ontology annotation, biological process: regulation of transcription by RNA polymerase II. The record is from RefSeq and is a predicted model, not a curated record. Gene Ontology annotation, molecular function: RNA polymerase II cis-regulatory region sequence-specific DNA binding; protein dimerization activity; DNA-binding transcription factor activity, RNA polymerase II-specific. Lineage: Eukaryota; Metazoa; Chordata; Amphibia; Anura; Bombinatoridae. Bases 149 to 1099 code for a protein of 316 amino acids. The transcript has 4 exons.
UACACUCAUGUAGACUAUGAGAAUAAAUCUGUCUACUGCCCACCAAAACACAGGAUUCAUAAAAGUCUACCCAAGAACGCCUUAACAAUUUUAUCUUUCCAAACAUCAAUAAAGAAGGAACAUGCAACUUUUGCUUGGCGACUACUGAAUGACACGGAAGUUGCCUGAGCCCAUGUGCCCGUCUGAUGACAAAAGAACGCCCACUGUCCAUGCCCAUGCCAGAAUGGAGGCAGAGGGGAGCCCCACGGAGAGAGUGCCCUCUGCAACAAGCACAUCACCUCUUCCACCGACACCCAGCUCACCAGUCUCUCUGCCAGACACCCCCACAGAUGAGAAAAAGGCACCAGAUAAGAAAUAUGAACUCCCUGCUCAUGUCCCUGUCAUCAGCCUGGGGCACAGCAGAGUGGCCUUACGUCCAGAACUCACAGCUCUGCAUCCUGUACCCUCCCUGAUGCUGACACUUCCUGGCUUUCAGGCACCUCUGCUGCCACCACAAUACCUUCAUCAUCCUCUUUUACCCAGUUUGUUUUGCAGUCCUUACUUGAGGGCCUCUGGCCUUUUCCCUAUCUUCCCUGGGCGCUUCAAGAGACGAAGCCACCAUGACAUCACAGAACCACCAUUCAUAGUGCGCCAGCCUCAGAAAGUUGCCCGUCGUGUAUUCACCAAUAGCCGAGAGCGAUGGAGACAGCAGAAUGUGAAUGGAGCAUUUGCUGAGCUUCGGAAACUGAUUCCUACCCAUCCCCCAGACAAAAAACUGAGCAAGAAUGAGAUCCUACGUUUGGCCAUGAGAUAUAUAAACUUUUUAGUUACUCUUUUGGGAGACCAGCACAGCUCCCCUUCCAAAACUUCUCCUUCUAGAAAGAGACCAGCUACACCUCCUCAAGAGAUAUCCUUCAAGGACAAGGAACAUCACAGCCCCCGGAUUGUGCAGCAUGGGGUAGAAAAUGGUGCAGAGCAGGGAGGAUUUGUUGUGUCACCAAUGUCUGGAAGCUGUGGAGAGUUCAUGGAUAGUGAGGAAGAAGAUGAGAGGGAAAUGGUCCCAAGAUCUAGAAGUGUGCAGAGGACAAUUAUAGGUGCAGAGACUGGAGGGAGCCGGUGAGAGUUGGGGUAAAAGGAGAGCGGAAACAUAGUGGGGAUUGAAAUGUGAGAUGUGAGUAAAUUUGUCCCCUCUAACCUCCCACACCUUUAUGUAUACAGUAGGAGUCAGAAAACAUUGCUGCACUGAAUUAUGUUAUCUUUAGCAAUUUUUGUUGCAAUCAACUACAUCUCCCACAAUACCGCAUUACCCUAAAUGCAAUAUUCCUCUAGACUGUGCUUAAUUUAAUUUCCCAAAAAGCGUCUUUUUUCUCUAUGCUGAUAGGACAUAUUUUCAUUGUAUUUUGUUAGAUUGUGCUCAUCAAAAUAAUUUGACUAAGUCACAUUUAGCUGGAAGUUACCUUCACUAAAGUCUACUAGAUUAUCCCAAAAUAUAGUGUUGCACUAAAGACUAUUGGGUUGCAUCACCCAGAUUAAUACUGGAUGCAAAGGAAAAUUGUGAUUACAAUGUUUUUAAAUACUGGAAUGUUAAGGAUUACAUUAUACAGUCAUGCAUUGUGUUCGACUACAAGGGCCAAAAUCCUACAAACGGAUUCUUAAAAAGAGCAUUUGAAAACCAAAAUCAAACUAUGUAGCCAAAUAAGUACAUUCCCUAGAAUAUAAUGGCUUAAAAAUCCAGAGCUAAGGUUACUGGUUAAUCAAUAACAAUAUGUUAACCAAAAAUCUAUCUCAAAACUAGAUUCAGUAUAGUAAGUUCAGGCAAUAUCAGUGGAUUCCAUGGAGAAACACACUGGAUGUACAGAAUGCAGAAAAAAGAUGAACUAAUGUUAAUUGCUAUGUUGGAUUCCCUAUAUUUGUCUUUAUUUAGAUUAUAUUACCCAGAAUGCAUUUCAAGGAUAAAGAUGUUAAUAAAAAAAAAGUGCAUUAUUUUUG